This is a messenger RNA of Lates calcarifer (barramundi perch), 801 nucleotides long. RefSeq names its product protein shisa-like-2A. The transcript is spliced from 3 exons. The coding region runs from base 78 to 611 and encodes 177 amino acids. The record is from RefSeq and is a predicted model, not a curated record. Lineage: Eukaryota; Metazoa; Chordata; Actinopteri; Centropomidae.
GACGUGAAGUCGCUGCAGAGGAAAUCGCUCGAGAUGAGAGAGGGUUUAAACGUGCGCCACUCCGCACCCGGCUGUCCAUGUGCGGACAGCCCGUGUCUGACAUGAGCUCGGACUGCGAAAGUUAUUACAGCAAAGAAAACGUGUUCGUGGGGGGCUUCACGUGUCCGAAAACGGACGGUGACACCACGGCACUUUUCUGCUGUGGGUUCAGUGACUUGAAGUACUGUUGUGAUGACCCCAACAGCUUUUUCCCCUACGAAUAUGGAUACAUGUGGUGGCUAAGUCUUGGAGCUCUUGUGGGUCUCUCUGUAGCAGCUGUGGUUCUUCUUGCCUUCAUCAUCACUCUGUGUGUCCUCUGCUAUCUGUUCAUCACCACCAAACCCAGGGGUCUGGACAAUGGGCUGCCACUCCGAGCACCAGGUUCUACAUCAAGUCCACAAAGACCAGGAACGAGUCAUACCACCAGUGUGCCUGCUGGUCCUCAAGGCCUCAGGAAACACUUUCUGAGUGGCAAGCUGGACUGUGACAACCAGCCCCCGGACCCUGACCGCCUUUUCCAGCGUUGUUUCAUGGCCACUGUGACAUCUAUCAAAGUUGAGGGACCUGCAUAGACUUGUGGAAUAUUUGACUUUUUGACCAGAUACUUUUACUUUGAUUCUUAUAUAUUGGAUGCCAACCUGUUUACUACUACACUAAACUAUAGAUUACCACAUAAUCUGAGCAAUCCUAAGAGGAAUUGUCAUUGUUUGAAAAUGAUUAUUGCUAUGAAUGGUAGUAAAUCUGCAGUAGGGGUCUUUGGGA